GGUUACACUACAUACUGAUUCGUACUCAAAUCAUCAUUCGUCUCUGACUCCAUUUAUUAGUUUGCGCUAACAUUCUUUCGAAUUCUAUGUCUCAAGACAUAUUAAAAAAUGCUGUCCAUUCUCAACGUGUUCGUUUCCUGUACAAAUUUAUACUUACUUUGCAUCGUUCACUGCCUUCGCAUUUACGGGAAAUUGGUGACAAAUAUGUGAAAACAGAAUUCAAGAAGCAUAAGGAUGUCAAACCCGAAUUUGUUCAACCAUUCAUGGUUGAAUGGACAAAAUAUGCAGUUGAAUUAUCAAUGCAAAUUCAACAGUCAAUACGAAAUUCGAAUAAUAAAAUUAGCGAAAAGGAUAAAAUUAAAAUGAACAAGGAAGAAGCGCUUGGUAAACCAUUGGAUGAAACUUCAUUGAAUUAUUUUUCUGAAACACAACUUAAUCAGCUAUUAACUUUAGCUAAAGAAAUUUAUGAUGAAAAUCAUAAACCAUUAGAAAACUAGUCGAAAAAUGAUCAACUAAUACAAAUCAACUUUACUACAAUGUGUUGCGAUCUAUAUCAAUAAAAUGUAGUGAUUCU
This is a messenger RNA of Schistosoma bovis, 574 nucleotides long. NCBI's taxonomy places the organism in Eukaryota, Metazoa, Platyhelminthes, Trematoda, Strigeidida, Schistosomatidae. The record is from the annotation of a GenBank genome assembly.